Messenger RNA from Siniperca chuatsi (mandarin fish), 3917 nucleotides. RefSeq names its product protein arginine N-methyltransferase 8-B (gene prmt8a). NCBI's taxonomy places the organism in Eukaryota, Metazoa, Chordata, Actinopteri, Centrarchiformes, Sinipercidae. The coding region runs from base 734 to 1972 and encodes 412 amino acids. Gene Ontology annotation, cellular component: plasma membrane. The record is from RefSeq and is a predicted model, not a curated record. Gene Ontology annotation, molecular function: protein-arginine N-methyltransferase activity. The transcript has 10 exons. Gene Ontology annotation, biological process: peptidyl-arginine methylation.
GUGCAAGCUGAGCACACAGCGUCCUCGCUUUUCAACAGGGAGUGAACCAACUCCAACUUUCUCUGGGCAGCCGGUGUUCAGCACUUUGAGGAGGACAGAGAGCGAAUACGUGGAGCAAAGAGUUUGAUUCCAGAGGAGAUGAUGAGCAGGGGGACAUUAAUGUUAGGAUGUGUUAAUAUGAAAAUUUCUGGGCACGUUUCAAGAGUCAUCAGAUUUCUGUGCAUGUACUCAGCGGCAAGUCUUUCUACUCUAUGAGGCAGCAGCGGAUGCGGUACUAUUUUUAGAAACAAUGUUGCGGUAGAGGAAUCAAUCAAAUUGAGGCUAAAACAGUGUAUUCAUGACAAUCUGCUGCUUUUAGUGGUGCAGUCCUCUGAGAUUUCUAUCUGCGCUUGCAGGGUCAUGGGAUAGGACAUUGCAUUUCUAUCUAUCUUGUCUCAGCUGAUGCCAAAUGAUGCCUUUUCCUCUCAUGCUCUCCAGGAAAGCACACCAGUGGACUGCAAACUUUUGCACUAUGGAAUCCAGCACACUUUAUGGCAACAGUGGCUGCAAUGCUUUUGGGACCUCAUGUAGUUUUGUAUCUUUUCAGAGUCUUAGAAUUUCUAAAGAACACUACAGUUUGGGAUGUGAAUGAGAAUUAUUGAAUGAUAAAGAACUAAGGAGCCUGAAAAUUGGGUGGCGCACACUGUUUUCACAUCCUCUUUACUUCUAUCAAGUGUGAGCACAUUUUGCUCUUAUGGGAAUUAAGCACUCAUCCCGCUGUAUGCUCCUCAGGAGAAAAAUGGCGGAGUCUGAGAGCAGUGAGCAACCACACUCACAGUCACAGCCAAUCCGCAUAAUUCCAUCCCAGUCGGCACAGCCCACCGUGUUGCCCAAGCCUGUGCCUUCCAUCCAGCACGCCCCACGACCUCCUCUCCCGCCACACACGCCCCAUGCUGCCAGCCUCCCUAGCUGUCCUGGGCGGGGCAAGAUGGCCAAGUUCCUUAGCCCAGAGGAGAUGACCUCACGAGACUACUACUUUGACUCUUAUGCCCACUUUGGUAUACAUGAGGAGAUGCUGAAGGACGAAGUAAGGACGCUCACGUACAGGAACUCCAUGUACCACAACAAGCACGUCUUCAAGGACAAAAUAGUGUUGGAUGUUGGAAGCGGGACUGGGAUCCUGUCCAUGUUCGCAGCCAAAGCAGGGGCAAAGCACGUGUAUGGGAUUGAAUGUUCCAGUAUAUCUGAGUACUCAGAGAGGAUCAUCAAGUCCAACCAUCUCGACAGUGUGAUCACCAUCUUUAAAGGCAAGGUGGAGGAAGUGGAGCUUCCUGUUGAGAAGGUUGACAUCAUAAUAUCUGAGUGGAUGGGCUACUGCCUCUUCUAUGAAUCCAUGCUCAACACCGUCAUCUUUGCCAGGGACAAGUGGCUGAAACCUGGUGGAUUAAUGUUUCCUGACCGUGCCUCUCUGUAUGUGGUGGCCAUAGAAGACAGGCAGUACAAAGACUUCAAAGUACAUUGGUGGGAGAACGUGUAUGGCUUUGACAUGACCUGUAUCCGAAAUGUGGCCAUGAAGGAACCAUUAGUGGACGUAGUGGACCCCAAACAGGUGGUGACCAACUCCUGCCUCGUCAAGGAGGUGGACAUCUACACAGUGAAGGCUGAGGACCUCUCAUUUACCUCAGCGUUCUGCCUGCAGAUCCAGAGGAACGACUACAUCCAUGCACUAGUCACCUACUUCCACAUUGAGUUCACUAAGUGUCACAAGAAGACUGGUUUCUCCACUGCACCAGAUGCUCCAUACACCCACUGGAAGCAGACAGUGUUUUACCUGGAGGACUAUUUGACGGUGCGGAGAGGAGAGGAGAUCACCGGCAGCAUUGCUAUGAAGCCCAAUGAGAAAAACAUUCGUGACUUGGACUUUACCUUCGAGCUGGACUUCAAGGGACAGCUGUGUGAAGCGGCUAUAGCCCAUGACUACAAGAUGCGUUAAGCUCGACUGGGAGACCUUGAUGCCCCACUGAGUACAACCCCUGAACACCAGGGGGAGACAGAGACACUCCCGUUACCACAGACAGACACAUUGUGUGACGUAAGAGGGGCAUAAAAUAAGAGAAAACACCAGGUCAAAGACCAGGAAGAAGUGUCCCCGUUGACAAUAACACUACUGUCACUGCAGUGUAUGAUGAAGGCAGGAAGUUACUGAUGCUGACUGUUAAACUAUUCUGAAUGUAAAACUGAUAAAAGGCCAGGAAUAUGUUCUAGUCUUGAUGAAUAUUAUUGAUUAUUGAUGUGCGUAUAUGUGAGAUGGAGUGAUGUACCUUCUUCAGUACUUGUUUACCACAAUAACCUGGACCUUAUGGAGUGAUAGUUUUUGAAUUACACUAGAGCUCAUCUACUGAAUUAAUGUAUUGUCCAUAUUCUGCUAUGUAGGCAAUACAUUUUAGGUGUAAUUCUUAUGUUAUAAUAUGUACUGUGGGGAAUGAUUAUCAACACUUUAAUUUAUAGUUGUAUCAAUUUAGUAAUGUUGGAAAACUAACAGCUGAGGACAAACCUGCGUAGGUACAUACAGUAUGUGUAAUGUGAAAGGUAACACGUGUUUGCAUAGUCAGUGCACUAGUAGCUUCCUGUGAGUGUGUAAUAGAAGGUGUCAAAGCUCACACUGUUGCACAGCUUGGACUCCAGAUGUGCCCUGUGUUGUCAGUUUGAGCUGUGAUGUUGACAUGCCAAUAACAUACCUUCCCCAUCCUAAAUGCCUUGACCGAAGUGUACCUAGUUCUUUUCCUCACUGCUGCAUUAAGCUUUUUUCUAUAGUUUCAUAUAUAAAUGCUAGCCAUUCUCCAUUUAUUGGUUUGAGAUUAGAUAUUACUUAGAACACAUACUCAAGCCAUGAAGCUUUUUUAGUCUACAUCUGGACAGGAUACAUGUUAAGCAAUCUAACCCCACAUAUCUUAUUGAAUCCUAGCAACUAGCUCUGAUCUCAGAUAACAAACAAGCAUUUCUAAGAGGAGCCAAUGAAAUAAUGAUAGUGCUUGACGACCUGCAGUAUUACUGUACCAGUAUCUUGGUUUGAACCUAAUGAGAUUGAGAAUAAUGUUUCUUGUAGCAUGCAUACAAGUUAGAGUUUACAGACUGUAUCUCAGUAGGACACACUGCAGUGUAUUAAAGCUGAUGAAAAGAAUCUUUCCACUUCAGCCCGUGCUCUUACUAAGGUCAUUGCCAAGAUAUCCACUGAAGGGUUUUCUUCAGAUCUGGGCAAAGAUUACCCUACAAUAUUUAAAACUUCACAUUGAUAUUCCUAGCAGCCUCAAACAUCAACUAAGGAAAACAAUACUAAAGUGUUUUCUUUGAAACCAUUUGGUGAUACAUUAUAUUUCCCAGAUGUAAUUGUGUGUUCUAUGAUACUGCGGUGUCCAGAGACAGCCAAGAACCACCCUCUAUUCUCCUGUCUUAUGUGUCGUGCAGAGGCCCUCAGGGCUGUAACCAAAAUGUACAGUAUGAGCACUUGGGAGCAAUGGAGGAAGCUAGAUCAUUUAUAAAGCAUGCAACCAAUGCUAGUAACAAUCAACAAAAAGUGUAGUAUCAAACUGCCUUCUCAGAGUACACAGUUUCUUUAAGCCUGCGUAUUUAACAGGGCGCUGGCUGGUACAAAUAAGCAAUACAAUGUUAUGAGCUACUAAAGCUUACAUUGAAUUAUACAUGAUAAGUCAUCCUACUUAUUUAGAAUAAUACUUGUAUUGGAAUCUGUCCACAGUUACACCCUUAAAGGUACUGGCUGCUCAAAUUAAACCUACUUUACCAUAUAGUUAUGUCAUAAAAAUUAUAUUGUAUGUUAUUUCCACAUGUAUUAUUAUCUUUUAAAAAAAUAUAUUGAACAUGUUGUUUCACAUAUUGUCAUGUCAACUUCAAAACUGAAUAAACAGAAAUGUCCAAACUCA